AUGACACUCUUCAAUCCCACUUCGAUCCUCGUGGGAUUUCUCCUGCUGUACCUCUCGUCCUUUUUCAUAUUCGCUAUCGUCCGGAUCGCGACGGGAAUCUCCAUUCAACGGAUCGGCUACUUCUCGCUGCGCCGGAUCGCAUACGCCCCGAAGGAAGGCCUGCAUAUUGAGAUCCGUGGCCUCGGUUUCUCCCUACACCCUCCAUCAUUCGCCCAGCCAACAUGGAUCAGCAUUCGGUUGACGGAGUUGAAGGUUACCGUGGACUCAACGACGCUGGGGCAUGGCAAACGCGAACAGUCCGACGGAGCCCCAGAAUCGCCCAAGCCCGCUCGCACAUCCGAAGAACACACUGCGCCCGAGCCUGGAAGAAGCAAAACAUGGAAGACAUUGACUCGGAUGAAGGAACAACUCAAGAGGCUCCACCGUCAGAUCAAUUGGUUAGCCUUAGUCGACGUGACCGCCAUCAAUACCGCCGUCCAUUUUGUCAACGCCGGACAGAUCCAAGUCGGAUCACUUUCCCUGUCCGUUGACACUCGAAGCAAGAUGGUGGAGCGAGGAAAGCUGUUUCGUCGCAAGAAGGACAUGUCACAGGACCAGCGGCCGGCGGAAUGGAUUAUGAACGUUCAGAAUGUCUUGCUGAAUGUCGAUGGCCGAGAACCAACUGAAAUACUCGACAAUGUCGGUGUGAACCUGCAUGGGCUUCUUCACAAGGAUCUGGAUGGCCUCAGAGACGCUUCGGUGGCCCUCAAGAUUGGGCGGAUGCACAUUGCGUACGACGACAUCCGCCUCAUGUUGCAGCGUAUGAGGCCAGAUCAGAAGUCUAGCAAAGGACCAGCGAGUACCGAAGCUGAUGACAAGGCAUCGUUUGCCGACUUUGUGGAAGAGCUCGAUAAGCCUGGGAGCAGGGACGAUGGUCUUGUUCAAACAGUGGCUGACUCGAAGGAGUUUGCGAGCUCUUUACUCCGUGGUAUCCAGGAAAUCCAGAUUGCUCUCAGUUUCUUCCGUGUCUCACAGAGUAUGCAAUCUCUAUCGGCCGGACAAACUCCUGUAUACCUCAAUGUGGUCUCGCACGAGCUUGGUAUCGAUCUCCACCGCAUGGACCAGAAGAGCCCAGAACAUCGCAUGUACUUCCAGCGAAAUGAUAUUGCUCACCAGGCUCUACUUGCUGCCAUCUCUCUUUCGGUCAGCCUGGACGACGAGUCAGGCGAAACAGACAACAUCUUGUAUGUGCCCAUGGCCACGACAACCAUAAAAACGACACUGCCAUCUAAAACAGUGAGCGCAUUUGAUGAUGAAAACGCCGAAGAGCGAAACACCAAUGUUCUAUUCGCAAAUCUGGUCGUUACCUCGCCCUCAGUCGAUCUCCUUCCGCAGCACGUUUCUAGGCUUCUCAAACUAGCGCAGGCCCGGGCGUCAUCUCCACGAGGGAAGAAGCAAGACAGUCAUCAUCUGAUCUCACGGUUGCUUCCAAAGGCCAGCAUCAAAUUGUCGGUUCACGAACCUGUUGUCCGGUUCGUUCUUCCAAUCGAAAAAGAAUCCGGGCCUCCCGAUGAAUACAAUCUUCUUAUCUCCUCCAUAUCUUCCAUCUCGAUGGAUAUUGAAUCUUCUCAUUCUUCUGAGGGCGGCGCACACUACUCUCUUUCUUCUGUCUACCGAGUGGCCUCUCACAAGUUCUAUUAUCAGACACCUGCGGGCGACAAACAUAAUUUGUUGACAACCGAAAGUUUGGAAUUGAAGGCUCAUCUGAACGCUACCCCGGAAGUCUGUGUCAUUGCCUCAGGAAGUAUCAACGAGUGUUCAGUCCACAUGAUCAACGGGGAGGUCAAUCGUGGAAUUCGAGAGGUUUUGCAGCAGUUCAUCAUGCAGAUGCAAUCAUCCAAGCGAACGGCAAUGCCAGGAAUCGAACGCAAGCCAAGUAUUUUGAGACGAGUUCCUCGAUGGUUGAUUCAAUUCCAAUUUGAAGCCACUGGAACUAGCGUGGAAAUUGCUGGCGUGGAUAAUACUGUCUCCGAUAUCUCACGCGGUGUCUCUCUACAACUUCAAUCCUGGACAGCAGAAUACAAGGCCCAAAAGACGGAAACAAAUGUUGGAAGCAUCGCCAGACGACGCACUCCCAGCCAUUCUACCAUCGGCGACGAAUCGCCCUUUCGUUUCCCCCCAACUUCUCCUCCCAAGGCCACACACAAUCAACGAGGCGCUACAGAUGGAAGGCGUUUGGCACUUCAUGCACGUGGUUUCGACUGCUUCGUCAUUGAGUCGGAAGAUUACCUUGAGCCUGAGCCAUUCUUUUCCUUGCCUCGAUUCGAGGUUGCGUUGAGCACCAACAGUGAUCGUAUGGGCCCGCUCGUACACAUUACGUCUGUGUUCAAGGGAAUAUACCUGCAAUACUCGUUGUAUCGGUUCUACUGUCUUGGUGUCGCAAUUUCGGUUGUUCAGGAUGUCUUAACUCCAUUGCCGGAAAAAUUCCCAGAGUCUGCGCAGGAGAAGUCAAGGAAAGCUCCCAGCGUGUCUAUGCCGCCUCCCCCGGCUCAUAAAUGGUCACCAAAGAAAGAGCUAGUCACUUAUGACCUCAAGGCAACAGUGUUCCAGCUCAAAGCGAACUUGCCCAAUGACCCUCAAAUAAUGAUUCAAGUCUAUGGCCUCGGGGCUGCCUCUCAGCGCCUUUCUACUCCCUAUGUGAAAGCCAAUCUGGUUCGCAUGCACGCCGAGGCGCCUAAACUCAAGGGAGUUUGGGCUCGAAUUGGAAGCAUGAACAAUGUCAGAUUGAACUUCCGAUCCAUGAAAAAGAAGCAAGGGAACGCUUUGAUUGAUGAAAAAUCCAUCGACAUACGCACAGACUUCAUUCGAGUUGGUAUCCCUCACCAUAUGGUGAUGCAUCGCAUCUUCGACAACUUAAUCAACACCUCCAAGGCGUUUAAACAACUGAGCCAUCGUUUCAAGAAUAGAUGCCGGGAGUUCAACUCGAAGAGAGAGCAAGAAGGCAUGAAGAAGGUGCCAAGAAUAUCCGUUCGCAGCAAAGCCCUUCUGUUUGAGCUUGAAGACGAUGGAUUCGAGUGGAAGCUUGGCUGCAUCUAUCGGGUUGGUUUGAUUGAGCAGGCUCAGCGACUGGCCCGGGAGGAUGUCUUCGACUUGAAAUCCCACAAGGUCAAGGAAACAGACCAGCGACGUGCUACGUCCCGACUACGAGCCAAAUCAAGCCACCGAACAUUGCGCAGUGAGCGUACUAGUCAAGACACAAGACGAAGCCGAAGUGCCGAUGAAAGGGAGAAGCCGAGUACCCAGGAACGCGGAAGAGGCCGUAAAUACCGCUAUAACACGGACGGUGCGACCUGCCUUUCAUCCGAGCAAAAGAUUUCAGCAGACGCUGCCUGGAACCGUCUCCAGCAGUACAAUGCCCAAGUGUGGAAAGAGAAGAUCGAUGCGGCACUCAAGUUCCAGGGCACUUCUAUUAAGGAAGUAAGAGAAUUAUUCUCUGGCGCAGAUGAGCCCCCUGCCGAUGUGAAGGAGACAGAGACCAUUCUUGCAAUCCCUAACAGGCCGGGUUUGAUGUCAGCUCUGAUCAGUGAUGUCAAUCUUGUCAUUGACAAGCCCUCAUUUGACGUUGCCGAACUUCCCAACUACCUGAACAGAAUUGGCAAGGGAAUGCCGAUCGACAUGGAAUACGGGCUACUUCUCCCAAUGAGUUUCAACCUUGAAAUGGGUGAAGCGCGCGUGAACCUGAGAGACUACCCUCUGGAUUUGUUGCAUAUCCCAGCUCUGCGUCCGGGCCAAUCCCCAAGGCUGCCCAGUUGGUCUCUGCGGACAAACUUCGUCAUCGCCGAAGAAUGGCGGGACAAUGAAUCUGCUAGGCAGGUCGAAGUUGAACUUGUUCCCGCGGCCGAAGGCCCAGAUGGCUUACCUCGUGAACCGUACAACAUUCCCGUUUGGCGAUCUGUCACCCCAGUCAAGACCUACUCUGACCCAGUCAUUGAGAUCAACACCAGUUUGCCAACCAGCAUAUCAUGGGGUGUUUCAUACCAACCAGUCAUUCAAGACAUGAUGAAGAUCAUCGAAGGCUUCACCAAACCUGAAAUUGACCCGUCUGAACGUGUUGGCUUCUGGGACAAGAUCCGAUUGAGCUUCCAUUCCCGAAUCAAAGUCCUCUGGAAAGAAGAUGGCGACGUUCAUCUGCGCCUCAAGGGCUCUCGUGACCCAUACGUAGUGACUGGCUUUGGUAGCGGAUUUGUCAUGUGCUGGCGCAGAGAUGUCAAAUGGGAAAUUCAUACCAGUGACAACCCUAUGGAGUUCAUGAGCGUUACAAGUGGGGAGUACGUGCUCGCUAUUCCUGACUACAGCGCAGAAGCAAGAUGGGCAAAUGAAGCCACCACCGAGGAACUGGAAAACAGUUCGACUUCAAGCGAGCAGAAGAACGCCGCUCACUUCAAAAAGGUUAUCAUGAAGUUGUCUGGCGAUGUCAAGUGGGCAGCGGGAUUGGUCUUCGAGCGCGAUAUCGACAACGACGCCCGGUCCUUCUCUUUCAAGCCUCACCACGAGGUCAUUCUGAAAAAUCCCAAAUUUGUUGACCCAGCUGAGCGCGCCAACUACGAUGCUUAUCGAGGGUUCCGCAGUGACCACAUUCACCUCUCUGUUUCAAUCAUUGCACCACAGGGCAGAAACUGGUCUGCUGAUAGCGUUCAACCAUCUUCGAGCUACAACACGGUUCAUCUCACACCUCGCUUCUUUACCCAUUUCUUCAACUGGUGGUCUCUCUUCUCGGGCGUGAUGUCGCUUCCUGUUCGCCAAGGACCCCUCUGGCCAGGUGUCACCAAAACCAGUAAAAAGUUCAACCGGCACUUGGCGACUGUCAAAUACAAAAUCCUCCUUGCCCCCCUCUUCAUCGCCCACAUCUACAAACACAAAGACCGCGAAGACUACGCAGAAAAUUGCGUCACGGCAACAGGUAUCAAAGUUCGCUUGGAUUGCUUGAAGCUUGAUAUCCAUCAGCGCCGAGAGCAAAUCAAGACACAAGCACGGGGCCGCUCAAAGCAAACUAGAACGAGUGCGAUGCGCAUCAAUCAAGCUCAGAUUGAUAUGCAAUCUGCUGACUUCCGCGCUGUCUCUGCCAGCAUCGAAGGCACAAGCGCGGAAGACAUUGAACGUGCCAAGGACGACAUAAUCUCUUCCUUCCAGCAACCUGUGCCGUCCGUGGACUUGUCUCGAUUCACUAUUCCUGAUCAUAACUUGGACUGGGUUGAUAUGGAUGACUUUGUGGAGCCGGACUGGAUCCUUCCACAAGAGUCUAACCCUCGAACCCAAAUCCUGCCUCUUGCUUUCACGCCACGCUUUACCUAUUUCCGCAACACGGAUCAUUGUGAUGUGGGGCCUGACGAAACAGGCUACAGUAGCUUUGGCGAUGAGCCCACUCACGAGUGUGUCAUGUCCGAAACGAACGAUCCUCGCCGUGUACAGAUUGAAUUAGUGAAAGACCGCCUUGCGACGGUUGAGGCUCAAAUUCGCAAUUAUGACCGUACCAUUGGGGAACAAGAGCUCAAGCUUACGAGAGAGGUUAAUCCUGAGGCGGAACUAAAGGCCGAGCACGAGGUCUUCCUUCGACAGUCUGAGUCGCUUACCAGACGGCAAAACUUCUUGACUAAUACCCUCAAUCGCCUCGAGAAACACGUCAACCGGGACGAGCGAACUGCAUACGGCAGUACUCUUGGCAGCAACGUGACACCCAGUGCGUCUAUCCGGACAGGCCGAACAGGUCGAGAUGCCGACUCCACAACGGACGGCCGAUCCUCAGGCCUGGGUGGGAUCUAUUCUUCGGGCAACGAUGAGUACGAGAGUGAUUUCAACAACCGUUUCAUGAUCCACAACGUGCAACUCAAGUGGAAUAACUCCCUCCGAAACAUCAUUCUUCGAUACAGCCAUCAAGUCAGUCAGCGGCGUGGAUUUGUAUACUACAUGUCCCGCCGAGCCGUCAAGUUCAUUCUUGACAUCGUGGAAGAGCAAGAUAAGAAUAAACGCAAGCAACCUAAGAUGUCCAAGACACAGACUCACACCUCGAACAAUGAUGAUGAGGACGUUGAGGAUCGCAUUGAGCAAUUGCUUAACGAUGCCAAGCGCUAUGUCAAUGUCGAAGAAAACGACCCACCUGAUUCGAACACGCAGUCGCCUUCUUCGUCGGACAACUCAAGCGAGAACAUUGCGCCAGAAUUCACGCCUCAGAACAGUUACCACUUGCGCCUCAUUGCUCCCCAAAUUCAACUUCUCAGCGAGAAGAAUCGAAAGUCGGUUUUGCUUGUUGCAGCUAAGGGCAUGGAGCUCAAGGUUGUUUCUAUCAUGGACAAAGCCCGCGUUUCAGACGAUGUAAGUGGCUUGGUACAACGUCGUUUCUCUCUUGAGAUGGACGGUGCCCAGUUCUUCGUCGCUACACAGAAGAACCUGAUGGCAAACUUGCAAUUCUAUGCUGGGAACAAGUACGGCAAUGCGCCAGGAUCAGCUUGGCCGCCAUGGUUGACUUUGGAAGCCAUGUUCGAUUUUGAACUGAAUCCUUUUGGAUUCUCUCGCAUCAUCCAGAAAACUUCAGCCAGCUUACGCUACGACAAAUACAACAAUCUCCGCCUCAAGUAUAAUGAGGAAGUGGUCAAGGGUCAAGGGCCGCACCCCGAAGACCAAGAAGAUCGCAUGGACUCAAUCAGUGUUGACUUCCCUCACUUCCGCGCGAUAUGUGACUCAGCAGAGUACUACUCGAUGUACAUCAUUGUUCUGGAUUUGAUGCUCUACAGCGAACCGCUCGAGAAGGUUCGCAAUGAGCGUCUGGAGAGGAUCAUGCUCACUUCCGACUUCAGUGAUCUACGUGGCGCCCCAGAGAUGGUGUUUAAGCUUCAAGCUCGAAUUCGCCAAUUAGAAGAGAUCAAAGAAUACUUCCAGAUCAAUGCGAAAUUCCUGGACAAACAAGGAUGGGAAGAUCGUUUAGCUCUCGAACGCGACUUGUCUCAAUGCGAGGAUGAAUUGUUCUUUAUGAUGAAGGCCAUCACCACCUCCCAAAGACGAACGGAGCCUAGCUCGUCCAGAGCUGAUGGUGUCAACGGUGUGCUUCGCUGGAGCAUUUCAGCCAGUGAGGUCGUGUGGCAUUUGAUGAAGGACGCUGAUAACCCCUUGAUCGAGUUCCAGCUUCGGAAUGCAUCAUACGAAAGAACCGACAACACCGAUGGAUCUAACCACAACUUGGUCUCGGUUGAGCGACUUUUCGGACUGAACUUGCUUCCAGAUGCUAUUUAUCCCCAGAUUAUCGCGCCCUAUCUCGAUGGAGCACGUACUCUGGAUGACUUCAUGCUACGCAUCAAAUGGCACAUGCUCGAGGCUGUCGCGGGUAUCCCUGUGCUGGACAACUUCGAAAUCACUUUGUUCCCACUAAAGAUUCAACUCGAACGCGAGCUUGGACAGAGAGUCUUUGAAUACAUCUUCCCUAAUGUGGGAUCCAACGCGUUUGAGGCCGGCGGCUUCUCGCCCUUCAUGAUCAAGAACAUGAAGCCUCUCGAUGAAUCAGAUGAAUCAGACGAGGAUGAAGGUCCCAUUGGAAUGCCGUUGACGCGCUCGACAAGCAUCGACGGUGACAGCUCUUCCAUGGACAGUUUGGCCAUAUCGAAGGGCCCUGGAUCCAUUGAGCUACGACUCCAGCCUACGCUUUCGCUUGCAGAUGAUGCCAAACCGCGUAAUCGCUCAUCUAACCUGAAGGGUCUAGCGAUGACACCAAUUCACCAAGACAACAACAGACUUGGAGUAUCGGAGACCGCACGCCAGACUGGUCGUCCUGCUACUACCGGAGGUCUCAGCAAAAAGAAGUCUGCCGACAGUAUUCGCAUGUUGACCAAGCAGCCGACUGAGAGAUCACUCUCUAGCCACAGCGCUGGCGAAGAAAGUCGCAAGAAGUUCGGGAUGGGCAAGGGAUCAAACAAGGAUGCCAAGUCCAAGGAGCCAACUGACGACCUGUCUCAAAUGAUUUCUCGCGCCUCCAACUACAUGACUCUGGCUCACGUCAAGGUGAAUGACGUGGUUCUUUGUAUGAGCUACAAGGGCAAGGGCGAACACAAUCUCGAGGAUCUGCACGACUUUGUUUUCCGUCUUCCAGUCCUAGAGUACGGUAACAAAACAUGGUCUAACCUGGAUCUGGCCCUCCGUCUCAAGAAGGACGUGAUCAAGGCCCUUAUCUCGCACGCCCCAGCUAUCCUCGGCAACAAGUUCUCACAUCACCGACCAUCCAAGCAACAACAAAAACGGUAUCGCGAGCUUGCGUCCUCUUCUCAGCUUCUGCCUAGUGCAUCCAGCACGCUGGAUCCAAACAAGAGCCAAGCCCAGAGUCUGGCCAGCUAUGACUCUAACAGUGAUUACUCCGAGUCACGAUCACGCAAGUCCAUGCAAUCAAAUGCGUCACCUCUGGCUAGAUCAACCUCGUUGAAUUCGGAAGCCCAUGGCACAAAUGGCCUAGAUCCCAACAUUUACGACUCUCGGUCUGCUAAUGAAGUUGAUGUGGAUUCCCGCUGGGAGGCAUCACGCCGAUUCGUCAACCCGCCUCCCCCUGAGAGACCAAUGACCUCUGGCAAUAUCCGCGCCCCGAGUGAAGCUAGCAAGAAUGAUCAUGAUGAGAGCCACAUCAAAACCAUUCGCAGCAUCGGCCGAAAGCUCACUUUCCGCAAAUAA
Messenger RNA from Penicillium olsonii, 8682 nucleotides. Lineage: Eukaryota; Fungi; Ascomycota; Eurotiomycetes; Eurotiales; Aspergillaceae. The record is from the annotation of a GenBank genome assembly.